GUAGACGCCCCUUUCGUUCCUCAGGGCUGGGAAGGCGGGUACCCCGAAAUCGUCAAAGAGAACAAGCUCUUCGAGCACUACUACCAGGAGCUGAAGAUCGUGCCGGAGGGCGAGUGGGACCAGUUCAUGGAAGCGCUCAGGGAGCCCCUCCCGGCCACCUUAAGAAUUACUGGUUACAAAAGCCACGCGAAAGAGAUUCUCCAUUGCUUAAAGAACAAGUAUUUCAAGGAAUUGGAAGACCUGGAGGUGGACGGUCAGAAAGUUGAAGUUCCACAACCCCUGAGUUGGUAUCCUGAAGAACUUGCCUGGCACACAAAUUUAAGUCGAAAAAUCUUGCGAAAGUCUCCACAAUUGGAAAAGUUUCACCAGUUUCUGGUUAGCGAAACCGAAUCUGGAAACAUCAGUCGUCAAGAAGCCGUUAGCAUGAUUCCACCGCUGUUGCUUAAUGCUCAUCCUCACCACAAGAUCUUAGAUAUGUGUGCAGCGCCUGGAUCGAAGACCACGCAGUUAAUCGAAAUGCUGCAUGCCGACAUGAGCGUCCCUUUCCCAGAGGGAUUUGUCAUCGCGAAUGACGUGGACAACAAACGCUGCUAUCUGCUCGUCCAUCAGGCCAAAAGGCUGAGCAGCCCGUGCAUCAUGGUGGUCAACCACGACGCGGCCAGCAUCCCGAGACUCAGCGUGGACGUGGGCGGGAGGAAGGAGAUUCUCUUCUACGAUCGCAUCUUAUGCGACGUCCCCUGCAGUGGAGAUGGCACUAUGAGAAAAAACAUCGAUGUUUGGAAAAAGUGGACCACGUUAAACAGCUUGCAGCUGCACGGCUUACAGCUACGCAUCGCCACGCGGGGGGCUGAGCAGCUGGUAGAAGGCGGUCGGAUGGUUUACUCCACGUGUUCCCUGAACCCUAUCGAAGAUGAAGCAGUCAUAGCAUCUUUACUGGAAAAAAGCGAAGGUGCCUUGGAGCUUGCUGACGUGUCUUCUGAGUUGCCGGGACUAAAGUGGAUGCCUGGACUCACCCAGUGGAAGGUCAUGACAAAAGAUGGACAGUGGUUCGCAUCGUGGGACGAGGUUCCUCACAGCAGACACACCCAGAUCCGUCCCACCAUGUUCCCACCGAAGGACGCGAACACGCUGCAGGCCAUGCACCUAGAGCGGUGUCUUAGAAUAUUACCACAUCAUCAAAAUACUGGCGGGUUCUUCGUGGCAGUAUUAGUGAAAAAGUCUUCGAUGCCAUGGAAUAAGCGUGCACCAAAGCUGCAGGGAGACUCUGCGGAGCUGAGGGCGCCUGCGCAGUCCAGCCCUGCAGGUCCCACGGGAGGGACAGCUGCGGGUCCCUCCGAGCUGGAAAGGACACCAGUCACUGGAAUGGGUGACGCGGAAGUAAUUGAAAGAACUGAGAACUUAGACGAUAACGGAAACAAGAAAGACGGCGUGUGUGGUCCUCCUCCAUCGAAGAAAAUGAAGCUGUUUGGAUUUAAAGAGGAUCCGUUCGUGUUUAUUCCUGAAGAUGACCCAUUAUUUCCACCUAUCCAGAAAUUUUACGCUCUGGACCCUUCGUUCCCGAGGAUGAAUUUGUUGACGCGAACGACGGAAGGGAAGAAAAGGCAGCUCUACAUGGUCUCCAAGGAGCUGCGGAACGUGCUGCUGAACAACAGCGAGCGGGUGAAGGUUAUCAACACCGGGAUAAAAGUCUGGUGUCGAAACAACAGUGGAGAAGAGUUCGAUUGUGCUUUCCGGCUGGCACAGGAGGGAAUAUAUACACUGUAUCCAUUUAUUAACUCAAGAAUCAUUACUGUGUCGUUGGAAGACGUUAAAAUCCUAUUAACCCAGGAAAAUCCAUUUUUUAGAAAACUUAGCAGUGAGACGUACAGCCAAGCCAAGGACCUGGCCAAGGGGAGUGUCGUCCUGAAGUACGAGCCAGACCCCACGAAACCAGACACCCUGCAGUGUCCCAUCGUGUUGUGUGGAUGGCGGGGAAAGGCCUCAAUUCGAACUUUCGUGCCCAAGAAUGAGCGGCUGCAUUACCUCAGGAUGAUGGGGCUGGAGGUGCUGGCAGAGAAGAAGAAGGAAGGGCCUGUCCUGACAGGCGACAGUGCCUCUGGCUCCGGGCCACCGGAGGACGAGGCGAGUGCCGACCGGGACGAAGAGCAGGCUGCCAGUGUGGACGGCGCAGGCGGUGACCCGGCCGGGGGUCCUGGGGCGUCUGCACCCCAGUCCAGAACUGCUGACCUGUAAAGCACGAUUUUAACGGCUGGAAACAGACGGGAUGGUAGAAGCUUCUGCGAGUGACCGCCGUCCUGCUGUCGCACGGCGUGUGAGGAAAGUAUGUUUUCAGCUUGUUCGUUGCUCCUUUUACUUUGUUCUCUGGCGAAGCUGGGCCCAGCGCCUGCUGCCGGUGGGAGGCUUCGUGGUCGAGGUCUCGCUUCCAUCAAGAAAUGUCACUGCCCACGCAGAAACGUUCAGGUCCCUUCAUUACACCUGCAUUGGUCUUAAAGUCCAGUAUUUCUUUUAAUUAUUAUUUAUAGGGAGGAUCUGUAUGUCCUUACGAGUCGUUGGAAACCAUGCUGUAAGCUUUAAUAAUUGUAUUAAGUUGCGUAUCAGUGCGACAUCGGUGCACAGUGGGUUAAUAUCCGGGCUGUCAGACGGCUUCUGUGCCUUUAUAACAAAGAGUGAAAUGUAUCCUGUCAUGUCAGAGAGACCUGCGUCAUGAACUGUGAGGCUCAUGAGGGUUUUAUGUGCUUUUAGGAAACGAAGCACUUUGCAGUUUUAAUUUUUUAAUGGGGUUUGGGAUGCCUGGAACGUUUAAUUAAAGAGACUAAUGAAAUGUG
Messenger RNA from Pteropus alecto (black flying fox), 2825 nucleotides. It is a transcript of the gene NSUN2, whose product is annotated as NOP2/Sun RNA methyltransferase family member 2. Gene Ontology annotation, cellular component: nucleus; cytoplasm. Gene Ontology annotation, molecular function: tRNA binding; tRNA (cytidine-N5)-methyltransferase activity. The transcript has 18 exons. Gene Ontology annotation, biological process: tRNA methylation. The record is from RefSeq and is a predicted model, not a curated record. NCBI's taxonomy places the organism in Eukaryota, Metazoa, Chordata, Mammalia, Chiroptera, Pteropodidae. The annotation marks the transcript as partial.